Salarias fasciatus (jewelled blenny) is the source of this 2978-nucleotide messenger RNA. It is a transcript of the gene pi4kb, whose product is annotated as phosphatidylinositol 4-kinase, catalytic, beta. The transcript is spliced from 14 exons. Gene Ontology annotation, cellular component: cytoplasm; membrane. The record is from RefSeq and is a predicted model, not a curated record. Gene Ontology annotation, biological process: phosphatidylinositol-mediated signaling; phosphatidylinositol phosphate biosynthetic process. The coding region runs from base 155 to 2734 and encodes 859 amino acids. Gene Ontology annotation, molecular function: 1-phosphatidylinositol 4-kinase activity. Lineage: Eukaryota; Metazoa; Chordata; Actinopteri; Blenniiformes; Blenniidae.
CUCUUCCGGCCGGCAGCAGCGCCCUCUGUCGGCUGGGUGUGAGCAGUGCAGUGGACAGAAUCAAUGGAAGAAGUGACAAACCGAACAUAAAUCGUCAUCGCCGAGCCGCUAAACGGACGCAAGUGGAGGAGGACGGAGCUUCCCAGCGGCCCACAUGGAGGAGGCGGAGCUUUCCCCGUGCCCCUCCGAUGAAAACAGCCCCUCCCUGUCCGUGUCCUCCUCCCCCUCUCUGUCCCUCCCCUCCACCCCGUCCUCCUCCUCCUGCGGCCCCGCCCCCCCGGCCACGCCCCCACUGUGCGUCAUCAGCGAGGGCGUGUCCGAGCUCAGCCUGGUGAUCGACGCUGAGGUGGCCCAGCGGGCGUGUCGGGAGGUGCUGCAGAAGGUGAAGCUGCGGCAGGAUGAGGGAGACUCCACCCAAUCUGACAAUGGGGCGGAGCCACCGCAGAACUGUGGCCCCGCCUCCUCCACACCCAAACCCCCCAGGAUCCACGAGGAGGAGUACGACCCGGACGGCGCCGCGCCCGGCUCGGUGAAGAGCGCGCGGCGGCGGCAACGCCACAACCCGUCCAAGCAGUCGUGGCUGCUGCGCCUGUUCGAGUCCAAGCUGUUCGACGUCUCCAUGGCGAUCUCCUACCUGCACAAGUCCAAGGAGCCCGGCGUGCAGGCCUACAUCGGGAACCGGCUGUUCAGCUUCGCCCACGACGACGUGGACUUCUUCCUGCCCCAGCUCCUCAACAUGUACAUCCACAUGGACGAGGACGUGGGCGACGCCAUCAAGCCCUACGUGGUGCACCGCUGCAGACAGAGCAUCUCCUUCAGCCUGCAGUGUGCCUGGCUGUUGGGGGCGUACUCGUCAGACAUGCACAUUUCCACUCAGCGACACUCCAGAGGGACCAAACUCAGGAAGCUCAUCCUGUCGGACGAGCUGAAGCCCGCGGGGCCCCGGGUACGCAGGGACCCCCUCGCCCUCACGCCCUUCUGCCCCCUCACCCCCUCCUCCGCCGGCCCCGGGCCGUUGGGGGGCGAGCACAGCCUGUCACCCUCCAAACGGACGCACCAGCGCUCCAAGUCGGACGCCACCGUCAGCAUCAGCCUGAGCAGCAACCUGAAGAGGACGGCCAGCAACCCCAAGGUGGAGAGCUCCCAGGACGAGGACUCGGACAGCUCCAACAGCCUGCAGUUUGACUCCCAUCCUGACUCGGACAGCUCCAACAGUCUGCAGUUCGAUUCCCGUCCUCCCGUGCGCCUGGCGCCUCAGAGGGAGUUCAUCAAGUCCCUGAUGGGGAUCGGGAAGCGUCUGGCCACGCUGCCCACCAAGGAGCAGAAGACCCAGCGGCUCAUCUCCGAGCUGUCCCUGCUCAACCACAAGCUGCCGGCACGAGUCUGGCUGCCCACCGCCGCCUUUGACCACCAUGUGGUCCGAGUCCCACACACCCAGGCCGUGGUGCUCAACUCCAAAGACAAGGCCCCCUACCUCAUCUACGUUGAGGUUCUGGAGUGCGAGAACUUCGAGACGUCCAGCGUUCCCAUCCGGAUCCCGGAGAACCGAAUCAGAAGCACGCGCUCGGUGGAGAACCUGCCGGACUGCGGCAUGACGGUGGACCAGCGAGCCGGAAGCUUCUCCGUCGUCCCGAACUACGACAACGACGACGAGGCGUGGUCCGUGGACGACAUCGGAGAGCUGCAGGUGGAGCUCCCAGAGGGCAACACUAACAGCUGUGAUAACAUCAGCCAGUUCUCCGUGGACAGCAUCACCAGUCUGGAGAGUAAAGAACCCGUUUUCAUCGCUGCUGGAGACAUCAGGCGACGGCUGUCAGAGCAGCUGGCUCAGGCCCCCACCACCUUCAAGCGGGACCCUGAGGACCCGUCGGCUGUGGCCCUGAAGGAACCGUGGGAGGAGAAAGUCAGGAGAAUCAGGGAGGGCUCUCCGUACGGCCACCUUCCCAACUGGCGGCUUCUGUCGGUCAUCGUGAAAUGUGGCGACGACUUGAGGCAGGAGCUCCUCGCCUUCCAGGUGCUGCAGCAGCUCAAGUCCAUCUGGGAGCAGGAGCGCGUCCCUCUCUGGAUCAAGCCCUACAAGAUCCUGGUGCUGUCGGCGGACAGCGGCAUGAUCGAGCCGGUGGUGAACGCCGUGUCGCUGCACCAGGUGAAGAAGCAGAGUCAGCUCUUCCUGCUCGACUACUUCCUGCAGGAGCACGGCGCUCCCACCACCGAGGAGUUCCUCACGGCGCAGAGGAACUUCGUCCAGAGCUGCGCCGGGUACAGCCUCAUCUGCUACCUGCUGCAGGUCAAAGACAGGCACAACGGGAACAUCCUGCUGGACGCUGAGGGACACAUCAUCCACAUCGAUUUCGGCUUCAUCCUCUCCAGUUCUCCCAGGAACCUCGGCUUCGAGACGUCCGCCUUCAAACUCACCACAGAGUUCGUGGACGUGAUGGGCGGUCCGGACGGAGACAUGUUCAACUACUAUAAGAUGCUGAUGCUGCAGGGUCUGAUCGCAGCGAGGAAGCACAUGGACCGCGUUCUGCAGAUCGUGGAGAUCAUGCAGCAAGGUUCCCAGCUGCCCUGCUUUCACGGCUCCAGCACCAUGCGAGGGCUGAAGGAGCGGUUCCACAUGUCCCUGACGGAGGAGCAGCUGCAGCUGCUGGUGGAGCAGCUGGUGGACGGCUCCAUGAGGUCUCUGACCACCAAACUGUACGACGGGUUCCAGUACCUCACCAACGGCAUCAUGUGACCCUCCGACCUCUGUCCCACCUUCCUCAGCUUCCUGUGUCAUUUCUUUAGCAGCAGUCCCUGAUUGGCUGCUCGGCGGGACUCUUAGCCAAUCAGAGCGCAGCCCGGUUUUAAUGUGACCCGUCGUUGGACGGCUGGUGUGUAGAGGGUGUAGCUGCUGCAGUGCCUCUGAGCCGGGCACCGUGUUCGAACCCUGUGUUUGUUUCUGAACUCAUUAAAGCAGCCGAGGUUCUCUGCAGAACGUC